Molecule: messenger RNA, 1085 nt
Organism: Prunus mume (Japanese apricot)
Lineage: Eukaryota; Viridiplantae; Streptophyta; Magnoliopsida; Rosales; Rosaceae
Product: A20/AN1-like zinc finger family protein
Molecular function (GO): DNA binding; zinc ion binding
Source: RefSeq, a predicted model, not a curated record
UAAUAGAAAGAGAAAAUUAUUAAAUAGCAAGGGAGCGUCGAGCACAAAAAGAGAGAAACACGUCUCUAGCUUUUCCGCUCUGUCCUCGGCGAUCCAAAAUCUGAUAGGGGGCCUGGUGUCCGAUGCGAUUCUGAGCUCAGGAAUCUGUUUCAGAGGUUUUCUUUAAUUGGGUAUUCUCUUUGCAGGUAAGUUGAAAAGAUGGAGCAUGAGGAGACUGGCUGUCAACCUCACCCCGAGGGUCCUAUAUUGUGUAUAAACAAUUGUGGGUUUUUUGGAAGUGUGGCUACUAGGAAUAUGUGUUCCAAGUGCCACAAGGACAUGAUGUUGAAAGAGGAGCAGGCAAAGCUCGCUGCAUCAUCCUUUGGAAACAUUGUCAAUGGAACAUCAAACAGCAAUGGAAAUGAACCUGUUGUUGCUGCUGGUGUGGAUGUUCAAGCCCAUCUGGUGGAGCCAAAAACUAUCUCUUUACAACCAUCCUUUUCCUUUGGUUCAGGUUCAGGAGGGAGUGGUGAGGCAAAGCCAGAAGGCCCAAAACGUUGCGGAACUUGCAACAAGAGAGUUGGAUUAACAGGGUUCAAUUGUCGGUGUGGUCACCUUUUCUGUGCAGUACAUCGUUAUUCAGACAAACAUGACUGCCCUUAUGAUUACCACACUGCUGCACGCGAUGUGAUUGCUAAAGCCAACCCUGUUGUAAAGGCUGAUAAGCUUGAAAAAAUCUAAGCCUGAUGUGGUGAAGUUUCAAAUUUCGGAAUUGAUGCUUGUUUUCAUCCAGGAGAUGGCUUCAGAGUCUGCUGCAAUAUCUUAGCACUUGCCCCUUUAUUAUGUUAUGUCCUACUGGGGAAGGCAUGGACAUCUCAGCACUUUGAAGAACUCUGUAUUUGUUGUGAUUGGGAGAACUUUAUGUGUUGUAGUCUGUGCUUGUUUGGUGGACAUGGUUAUGGGUUAAUGUUCGUAAUGUGUCUACUUGCUGUCUAUAUGGCAUUUCUUUCGUGUAGUACAUUUCAGUCGCAAUUCUCAGAUGUGGACACAAUGACUGGUAUUGUAUAUUAUCGAUGUGGUUUCCAUGCAUAAAUCUGUUUUCCCUU